CGGAUGGUGUUUCGCUCGCUGCUGCACAUAAAUAAAGCAGACCUACCGGAGUGCUCGAGAUUCGGUUCGCUACUCUCGCUGCUGGCGAAAGAACAACAAACGGCAGCCUCUCGGGACGUUCUAGGCAAUUAGUAGUUUGGGGACGUGUUCUGGUGUCACGCGCAGAUCGCGCACUGGCGUGUCGAUCGUGAUAAGCCCCUUAGACAACAGAUUGUAGUUUUCCAUUGUUCCGAUAGCAGUUUGUGUGCGAACUUCCGUAGUCCAGAGGCUAGCGUGCAGAAAAUGGGCGCCUACAGUGGAAACCGUCCGAUGAAUGAUUUACGAUUCAUUGUGCUGUUGGCCCUCACCGGCGUGCUGGGGGUCGCAUUCGCUUGUAACGGUGGGUACAAGGUGCGGAUUAAGAAAAUCGAAAACUGUGCUGGCCCGGAUGCGGUCAUAACGGCAGACGACAACUUCACCGUCGUUCUGACGAAGGACUGUGACGUCAAGUCGCGGGGAUGUGUGCGCUUCAAGGAUUUCCAGACGGCUAACGCCAAGUACACGCUCACCAAGGACGGCGUGCAGAUGAUGCAGGGCUCGAUCGAUCUGUGCAAUCAAGCUUCCCGCCGAAAGCGCACCGAAAGCAUCGCCGAAGUCCUCCGAACGCUCGGCGUGCCGGAACAGUGUCCCGUCGAAGCGGGACAAAUAUGCAUCGAGCCCACCCAGGCCGUGAACAUUAAGCGCUUCCAGCAGUACCUUCCGCUGGCCCGAGGAUCCAUCGCGGUGGAUGUUGCCGUGCAACACGAUUCGGGAAAGAGUUGCUUCAAGAUUCGUUUCGAUAUUACAAAGUGAUCCUACAAAGUCAUGCGCUCCAUCCGUUGUGCCAGUUACCGGUUGUGAAAGGAUAGGAAUAACAUUAAGUUGAGCGCUGCGCGGUUCGGAAUCCUAUUCGCCAUCAACACAUUCUAAUCCGUCGAGACUACUGAACCAGCAAAUAGUUGAAAAAAUUUCAAUAAAUACCAUGUUACUGCA
Anopheles cruzii is the source of this 1011-nucleotide messenger RNA. RefSeq lists its product as uncharacterized. NCBI's taxonomy places the organism in Eukaryota, Metazoa, Arthropoda, Insecta, Diptera, Culicidae. Bases 283 to 831 code for a protein of 182 amino acids. The transcript is spliced from 4 exons. The record is from RefSeq and is a predicted model, not a curated record.